UUAAUGUAAAUUAACUCCGAACUGUGAUAUAAGCACUCGUCGCAAGUAUGUUAUCAAAGAGCAGAUUUUUUCUCCAGAAACAAUGCGCUUUCCGGCGAUUUGUUCACGUGGAAAGUGCAAAUGUAAUCCAAACAAAGUGCGAGUUCAACUCGCCAAACUUCAAAGAGAAUUAUGCGCAUAUGUCCAAACUUGUUAAUGAAUUGAAAGAUCGUUCUCAAACUUUACUUCAAGGAGGUGGCCAGAAAGCUGUACAGAGACAUACAGCAAAAGGCAAAUUAUUGGCUCGAGAGAGAAUCAACAAGUUGGUAGAUAAGAAUAGUGCCUUUUUGGAACUCUCUUCAUUUGCUGCAUAUGAUAUGUAUAAUGACAACAUCAACUGUGCUGGAAUUAUUACUGGCAUUGGCAGAGUACAUGGCAGAGAAUGUAUGAUCAUAGCUAAUGAUGCAACAGUCAAAGGUGGCACCUAUUAUCCAAUGACCAUCAAAAAACAAUUAAGAGCUCAAGAAAUUGCCGAAGAGAAUCAAUUACCAUGUCUUUAUUUAGUUGACAGUGGUGGUGCCUUCUUACCUCAUCAGUCUGAUGUAUUUCCUGAUAAAAAUCACUUUGGAAGAAGCUUUUAUAAUGAAGCAAACAUGUCUGCAAAAGGAAUCGCACAGAUUGCUAUAGUUCUAGGGUCUUGCACUGCAGGUGGUGCUUAUGUUCCAGCAAUGGCUGAUGAGUCAGUCAUUGUACGAAAACACGGCACUAUAUUCCUCGCUGGGCCUCCCUUGGUCAAGGCUGCAACUGGUGAAGAAGUUACAGCUGAAGAAUUAGGUGGUGCUGAUAUGCACUGUAGCACUUCAGGAGUAACGGAUCAUUAUGCCCUUGACGAUGAACAUGCGCUUGUUCUCGCUCGUAACAUCGUGAAAAACUUGAAUAAGAAGUCAAGCACUAGUUUCAAUGAACCAUAUGAGGAACCACUGUAUAACAGUGAAGAAUUGUAUGGGUUGAUUCAUGGUGAUCCAUUUAAGCCAUUUGAUGUACGUGAAGUCAUCGCUCGAAUUUUCGACGGGUCGAAGUUUGAUGAGUUUAAAAAGCGAUAUGGUGAAACCCUAGUAUGUGGUUUUGCUAAGUUGUAUGGGAAAACAGUAGGAAUUGUUGGGAACAAUGGUGUUUUGUUUUCGGAAAGUGCUAUCAAGGGCGCGCAUUUCAUUCAAUUAUGCUCACAACGAAAUAUUCCAUUGAUUUUCUUGCAAAAUAUUACAGGAUUUAUGGUUGGUAAGCAGGCUGAGACCGGUGGAAUAGCCAAAAACGGUGCGAAACUGGUGACGGCUGUUGCGUGCGCUAAAGUUCCUAAACUAACAUUAAUCAUUGGAGGUUCAUAUGGAGCAGGAAACUACGGUAUGUGUGGGAGGUCGUAUUCGCCAAGGUUCCUUUAUAUGUGGCCGAACUCAAAAAUAGCAGUUAUGGGUGGUCCACAAGCUGCUGGUGUUUUAUCUCAAGUUGCGCGUAAAGGUAAAGGUAAAAACUGGUCCGAAAAAGAUGUCGCCGAAUUUGAAAAGCCAAUCAUUGAUCAGUUUGAAAGAGAGAGCUCAGCCUAUUACAGCUCUGCUAGGAUAUGGGAUGAUGGUAUUAUUGAUCCUAAAGACACCAGAAAAGUGUUAGGUCUUAGCCUUGCCACUGCUCUUAACAGUCCACCUGAAGAUACUAAGUUUGGUGUCUUCAGAAUGUAACUUGCCAUUAUUUUUUACUGGUUUUACAAAAUGUAAAGUAAAGAAUGUAUUGUUUUAAUUGUUUUAAAGAAAAUAUAACUAUCUUACAUAUCA
Messenger RNA from Dalotia coriaria, 1805 nucleotides. RefSeq names its product methylcrotonyl-CoA carboxylase subunit 2 (gene Mccc2). The record is from RefSeq and is a predicted model, not a curated record. Gene Ontology annotation, cellular component: mitochondrion; methylcrotonoyl-CoA carboxylase complex. The transcript has 5 exons. Gene Ontology annotation, molecular function: methylcrotonoyl-CoA carboxylase activity. NCBI's taxonomy places the organism in Eukaryota, Metazoa, Arthropoda, Insecta, Coleoptera, Staphylinidae. Gene Ontology annotation, biological process: L-leucine catabolic process. Bases 48 to 1712 code for a protein of 554 amino acids.